AUGGCAUCUCCAUAUAAAACAAUCUUAAAAUGGAAACAAAUAUAUGGAGAUAUAUUUACUAUUUGGCUUCCAAGACCUACAGUUGUCUUAGCAAGUGCAAAUAUUAUUAAAGAAACUUUGAUUAAAAAUAAGGAAAUUUUUUCAUCACGCCCAAAUACAUAUGUUUAUGGAAUUUUUACUGGUCAUAAACCUCAUGGUGAUGGUAUAAUUCUUGCUGAUGGUGAUAAAUGGUAUACACAACGUAAUUUUGCAUUAAAAGUAUUUCGUGAAUUUGGUGUUGGAAGUAAACGAAUGGAAUACAAAAUAAUGCUUCAUACCCAUCGAAUGUUAGUUAAUAUUUUUAAAAGAAUGGGUGAUUCAAAAAAAAUUGUCAUAGAUCUUCAUCAUGUUAUAAGUUAUACUGUUGGAAAUAUUAUUCAUGAUCUUGUUAUGGGAAGAUAUUAUGAAUUUUAUGAUCCUGAAUUUAUGCAUUUUAAAGAAUUAAUUGACUCAAUAUUAAAAGAUUUUACAUCUAUACAAAUGUUAAUUGUUGAUUGUUAUCCAUUUAUGAGAUAUUUUCUUCCAACAUAUUAUAGAUAUAAAAGAAAUGGUUUUAAAUUACAGAAAUUUUUUAUGGAUGAAAUUGAACGACAUUCAUCAAAAAUUCAAAAUAGUUUAGAAACAUUUAAGGCAACAAAUUUUAUUGAUGCUUAUUUACUUGAAAUGUACAAGUCACAGGAUGAAGAAUUAUCAAAAUUAACAUUGGCCUUGAAUGCUGGUGACUUAUGGACAGGAGGUAUGGAAACAACAGUUACAACCUUAAGAUGGGCAAUUCUUUAUAUGAUUUUAUAUCCUAAAGUUCAAAAAAAAUGUUUCAAAGAAAUUAUAGGUGUUCUUAAUGAUGAUAUGGAUGUAACAUCAGAAGAUAAAAUAAGACUUCCUUAUGUAAGAGCAACAAUAGAUGAGAUACAACGAAUGAUAAAUGUAUUACCAUGGGGUAUACCACAUAGAGUUGAGUGUGAUAUUGAAAUAAAUGGUAAAUUUAUUCCUCGUGACACAACUCUCCUUAUACAAACAGGUGCUAUACAUUUUGAUGAAAAUGAAUUUCAUGAUCCAGAUACUUUUUUACCUGAAAGAUUCUUAAAUAAUGAUGGUUCAUAUGUUGCUGUAAGAAAUAAUAUGCCUUUUGGAAUUGGAAAACGUCAAUGUCUUGGUGAACCAUUAGCAAGAAUGGAAUUAUUUCUUAUUUUUGUAACACUUAUAAAAAGUUUUGAAUUUUGUGAAGGUCCACAAGGUCCACCAGAUAUGACAAGAUGUGAAGGUAUGACAACUGUACCUAAACCAUAUAAAGCAUUAUUAAAAAGACGUAAUUAUUCUGUAAGAUAUCUUAAUAAUAAUCAAAUUAAAAGAGAACCUUUUGAGGAACAACUUGAAAAAAUGAGAGAAUACAAAAGAUUAAUUUCUGAUGAAGAUGAUAAAAGAAAUUAUGAUUAUUAA
Messenger RNA from Strongyloides ratti, 1476 nucleotides. Its product is annotated as Cytochrome P450 18a1. Gene Ontology annotation, molecular function: heme binding; iron ion binding; oxidoreductase activity, acting on paired donors, with incorporation or reduction of molecular oxygen, reduced flavin or flavoprotein as one donor, and incorporation of one atom of oxygen. The transcript has a single exon. Bases 1 to 1476 code for a protein of 491 amino acids. NCBI's taxonomy places the organism in Eukaryota, Metazoa, Nematoda, Chromadorea, Rhabditida, Strongyloididae. Gene Ontology annotation, cellular component: cytoplasm; intracellular membrane-bounded organelle. The record is from RefSeq and is a predicted model, not a curated record. Gene Ontology annotation, biological process: xenobiotic metabolic process.